GCAGGGGGUUGGAACGAGAUGAGCAUUGUGCUCCUUUGCAACCCAGGCCAUUUUGUGAUUCUAUGAAAUGCAGUUUGGAAGAACUGCAGAUUGCUUUGAAGGUCAGGGGCCUGAAGGACAACAAAGUGCAGGUUGAAUUGGAGAUUGUGGGUUCUCCUCUGUGCCUGUUCUAGGUCCCUCUUACUUUUGCUUAGUGGACAUGGAGGAUCUCUGCGGUUAACACUCGCCUAGUACUUGUGGAAUCAUCACUUCUCUUGCUUAUUUCCUCCUACAGCUUACCAGUGGAAUAUAUUUCACUACGAUGCUACAAAACUCCUUUUUAAAUUAUUUACAAGAGAAUAAUAAGAAAACGAAAUAAUAAUAAAACACAAAGUGGUUUUCAUGGUGGUGCUGGUCAGACAACAGUGACUCAGCUGCAUCCAUCGCCCUCCGCUCCUUUUGUUCUCUUAAACACUGCCUUCUCUAUUCUCAAUUCUUUAAUUCUUUUCAGUCUUGCAUGGGCCCUGCUCAGCUCCCAGCAGGGCUGUGUGGUGCUGCCUGCCCCAAGCUUUCCUCAGCUGCUGCUCUGCAUGCAGUGCUGCGCUUGGUGCCUCGGUGUGUGCUUCACCCACGUGGAAAGCAGUGCUUUGGGGUGCAGCAGCUGUGGGGCACCUGAGAGCUGGGUGAUGGUGAGUCCAGGUCAGCAGUGUUCUGUUGCUUUGAUCUGAGAGUCUCCUUCAGUGGCAUGGAUUGAUUGCGUGAAGGCUUGGGACUUAACAUGCCUCCAUCAUCAAGUCUGGCAGAACACUAUUUGCUGCUACGACCUUCAAGUGUGCUGCCUUCAGCAGGUGAUUAAUUAGCAGUGGGAUGCAGGACAGAGCUUCUCAGGUCUUCAGGGCUGCAGCAGGAUGGCAGGCAAAGCAUGAGGAACAGCGCUGGAGCAGAACUGCCUGCAUCCUGCUGCAGCUCUCCUGGAACUCUAAGGGAACUCCCCUCAGGAAGGUGACUCACUGGAUGUCCGUGCUCCCUGACCACCUCCCUGCUCUGCCAUGGGGUGCCAUGGCCGCCCUGCGCCUGCAGGGCCCGGCAGCCUCAGGGCUGUACUGGCGGCGGCAGGGCCGGGCAGGCACAGCCCCCAGGGCCCAAGGGUACGUGUGUGUGGGGGUCGGGGGCACAGCUGUGGUGGUGGGUGUUCUUUGUGUCGGGGCAGGAACUGUCUGUGCUCAGCAAGACAGGAUGAAGCCUGGUUCUAUUUCCAAGCAGAUUACGAAGGAGAGGACUUUCCUGGUGGGGAAGCUUUCAGUUUUUAACAAUAGCAGGAAAGAAGCAGUGGAGAACCUUUCCGUGUGGAAGCUGGGUUGUUCAGAGCCAGCAGCAGCUCAGCUCUGGUUAGUGCUGGAGUGCUUCGGUGCCGUGGGGACAGAGGAAUAGUAAAAUGCAGUCAUUCAAAGCACUGAGGCUCAGUAACCUGUUGGUACUUAAUAUGUCUGAUGCUCUCGCGAAUGCAGUGUGUGAACGCUGCCAGACUCGAUUUGAUCCCGCGGAGAGGAUUGUGAACAGCAAUGGGGAGCUCUACCAUGAGAACUGCUUUGUCUGUGCUCAGUGUUUUCGCCAGUUCCCAGAUGGACUUUUUUAUGAGUUUGAAGGUCGGAAGUACUGUGAGCAUGACUUUCAGAUGCUGUUUGCUCCUUGCUGUGGAGAAUGUGGUGAGUUCAUCAUUGGGCGUGUUAUCAAGGCAAUGAACAACAACUGGCACCCAGAAUGUUUCCGUUGUGAGCUCUGUGAUGUGGCACUUGCUGACCUGGGUUUUGUGAAGAAUGCUGGCAGGCACCUGUGCAGGCCGUGCCAUAACCGUGAGAAAGCAAAGGGGCUGGGCAAGUACAUCUGUCAGAAGUGCCACCUGAUAAUUGAUGAGCAGCCUCUGAUGUUCCGCAAUGAUUCCUACCAUCCAGAUCACUUCAAUUGCACCCACUGUGGGAAGGAGUUGACUGCUGAGGCCCGGGAGCUGAAGGGAGAGCUGUACUGCCUGCCCUGCCAUGACAAGAUGGGAAUCCCCAUCUGUGGAGCCUGCCGCAGGCCCAUCGAGGGCCGAGUGGUCAAUGCCCUGGGAAAGCAAUGGCAUGUUGAGCAUUUUGUUUGUGCUAAAUGUGAGAAGCCAUUCCUGGGGCACCGCCACUAUGAGAAAAAAGGACUGGCUUACUGUGAAACUCAUUAUAACCAGCUCUUUGGAGAUGUUUGCUACAACUGCAGCCACGUGAUAGAGGGAGAUGUGGUAUCAGCUCUUAACAAGGCCUGGUGUGUGAACUGCUUCUCGUGCUCCACCUGCAACAUCAAGCUCACACUGAAGAAUAAGUUUGUGGAGUUUGACAUGAAGCCUGUAUGCAAGAAGUGCUACGAGAAAUUCCCACUGGAACUGAAGAAACGCCUGAAGAAGCUGUCAGAGCUGGCAUCCAAGAAGGCACACCCCAAAGCCCUGGAUUUAAAUUCUGCUUAAACAGGUCUGUCCAUCUGUUGACUGUGCUCUUGCAGUCAUGAGGUGCUGCUCACAGCAGCUGUUUUGAUUAAAAGAGAAUUACUAAGAACAAGUGAAACCAAAGAAAAGUGGUACCUUGCCCUGCUUCUGGUAAUGUAGCCUGCAUCUUGACUCUCUCUUUUUCUCAAGCAACUGCCUAUUAACACUGGCAGAAAGAGCAGUUUACAGGCUGGUUAUUAAUUUGCUAACAUCUUAUUUUUAAACUGUACAGCAUCUUUCUUUCUUUCUUUCUUCAGUUGAACUGUACUUCUCUCUCCAUUCCUCUACAGUCUAAUGAAUUUAGAAACACUAAUUGAGUGUAGCGGUGGAAGAAACGUGUUGUUUGCUCUUUUUUGGUUCAAGAUUACUGGGUAAGCUCAGGAGCCAAUAGUUACAACACUUUCAUUGCCUACUUGUCUGACUCAGAACCAAUGUUAGGACCACUGCAGAAGUUUACUUUGCUGUUUCUCUGUUCAGCAGUAAGGAGAUUGCAGUUGCCAACGCUACGUCAGCCUCUUCUGAAUGGUUGGGCUCCUUUUAAGGAGGUGCUGGCUGUGGAAAAGGAUAAACUUUGUUAGAAACUGGUGCUAUGAUUUCUCAGUCUGUCCUCUUUAUCCAUUAUGAGAUUCUGGUGGUCAGCACAAAGCACAUCCUAUCCUUGGACAAAGCUGACACUUCUAGUUCUUUUGAAUUAUGAAACCCAGUUGAUAAUAUGGCAUUAGUUUAUCUGCUUCAGUCUCAAAUCCAAUCCUUCUCACUUUGUUUGAAAGGUGAGAAUACACUCUGAGGUCACUCUCCACAAAGCUGAAUUACAUUAAGAGAUUUCUGUUAUUUGUAGUUGAUCACAAAUGCUAUCUUACAGAGAAAAAUCAGUGAAUGUUUUUCAUAAAAUUCACCCAAAUAAGAGCCACCCAACAUCUUUCUUCUUAAGACCUGAAUGUGUACUUAAAGAGAGGACCUCAGACCUGAAUCUAUACCUUUUAAUAUAUAGUUUUGCUUGCAGAUUUCCUUCUGCUCUGUAGUUUUUCCUCUCACUUGUGCAGUUUUGCUCAUACAACCCAAGGUGCCAAAAAUAUAUUGGUUUUGAUCAUUCUUACUGUUUCUUUAGGGGUGAUCUGAACCAAUCUGAGCAGACUGAGAAUGGCUUUCCAUGAAUAGUUGGAGACUGUAUCUGGCUAUUUUGUGAGAUGGACAGGAUUGAGGGCACUGGAAGACUGCUGUCCCAUGUGGGAUUUAAAUCUACCAGAAAGUGUAUAGUUCAGCAGAUGAAGUGAAUAAAGCAGUUGGGCCUGAGGCAGCACCCUGUUAGCAAGAAGUUAAAGCUUCCUCACUUUUUGCAUGUGUGAGAAACAACUGGAUUGGGUAAUCUACCUUAAAAUUGCCCUCACUGCCAUUAUGCUCUGCUCCAAAUGGAUCUGCACAAGGUAAAGCACUGAUAGCUGUUCAUGUGCUUGCUGUGCAGCCACUGCCCAUGGAACUGCAGCAGUGGUCUCAUGGCAGCAGUGGGAAGUCAUGGUUAACUGUGCAGAUAAGAAUCCCCUGUGCAAAA
Messenger RNA from Phasianus colchicus (ring-necked pheasant), 4040 nucleotides. It is a transcript of the gene LIMS2, whose product is annotated as LIM zinc finger domain containing 2. Gene Ontology annotation, biological process: positive regulation of substrate adhesion-dependent cell spreading; cell-cell adhesion; positive regulation of integrin-mediated signaling pathway. The record is from RefSeq and is a predicted model, not a curated record. NCBI's taxonomy places the organism in Eukaryota, Metazoa, Chordata, Aves, Galliformes, Phasianidae. Gene Ontology annotation, cellular component: cell-cell junction; cytoplasm; focal adhesion.